This is a messenger RNA of Rotaria sordida, 273 nucleotides long. The record is from the annotation of a GenBank genome assembly. NCBI's taxonomy places the organism in Eukaryota, Metazoa, Rotifera, Eurotatoria, Philodinida, Philodinidae.
AUGCUAACAUUUAGUGUUGAUUGUCAUCUUAUUACCACAACAAUGAAAUCAUCUCGUGAAAAAGAUGAGAUAGCUGCCGCAGAAGCAACGUUGGUGUAUCAUGAUGUUCGACAUAGAAUAUCAUAUAUAGCACAACAGUGUACAAUUGAUGUUUUGAAAGGUUUAUUUGCUUCAUCAUCUAUUGUUAGAUCUUUAUCAUGUGCAAAAACUAAAGUAGCAGCUAUAGCAACUGAAGUUUUAGCACUAUGGGGUGUGGCGUAUGGGUUGGUGUAG